This is a messenger RNA of Harmonia axyridis, 5181 nucleotides long. RefSeq lists its product as uncharacterized. Gene Ontology annotation, molecular function: protein binding. The record is from RefSeq and is a predicted model, not a curated record. Bases 1 to 5181 code for a protein of 1726 amino acids. The transcript has 8 exons. Lineage: Eukaryota; Metazoa; Arthropoda; Insecta; Coleoptera; Coccinellidae.
AUGGAAGAUUUUAAAGAUCUAACAGAAAGUUUUAUUCAAGACAUGAUUGUGAAUUGUGGCUCUCAUAUUCCAAUUUCUUAUGUAUAUAGUUAUAUAAAAUCGAAAAAGAGUGAUAUUUCUUUUCAAAAUUAUUAUUUAAAAGAGUUGAUUAAGAAGAGGACAAGAACAAGAUUUUCCUACAAGGAUUACGGAAUUAUAUUCUGCUUGCUGUGUAAUGGAGCACAACCUUUUUCAACAUGUGAAUUAGACGACGAAAUAACAAUUUAUGAGAGAGUUCUACAGAUCAAUGAUGUAUAUUUGAUUGAACUAUUCAAAUGUUUCAUUAAUCCUCAAGACGUUCCAUGUGAGAAGUCUCUGAAAUUAAUUUUAAAUAAUUUCGUUGAUGAUGAAGAUUCCUUUUUGCGUCGACACACACCCUUGCACAUGGCAGCCACAUUGCCAAAUGCGAACGUAACAAUCACUCUUUUGAACAAGAAAUUAUGUUGUGAGGAGAAAACCACAAACGAGGAAACACCGAUAUUCUUUGCUGUGAAAAACAACCAGAUGGAACAAGUGAAAACCCUUCUGAAAUACGGAGCCAACCUCAGAGCGAGGGACAUAAACAGCAAUACAGUACUUCAUGCAUUAUGUUCUGAAGAAGGAGAGAUUAAUAUCGAACUGUUAGAAUUUUUAUUAAAUGUCGGUUGUGACCCGAAUUCAUUUGGCACAAAUUCGUGUACCCCUUUACAGAUGCUUGCUGAAAAUGGAAGAAUAAAUAAUGCAUUGGAGUGUGCAGAAUUACUGAUCAGAAGAGGAGCUGAUGUCAAUUUGCAAAACCUUCACGGCGACACAGUUCUGCAUACAUUAUCCUACUCUUGUGACGAAUCCCAGUUCAUUCUCUUUCUCGAAUUACUGUUGAAGAGUAAAGCUGACACGAAUAUAGUCAAUCAUGACAACAAAACAUUUUUGGAUGAAUUAUUAUUGGACUGCUGCCAUUCUAGACGACAUACUAUUUUGAAACAUCUGAUUUUGUUAGAUAUCAAUGGAAAAUAUCAAUUCUGUGUUAAUCCAAUUCAUUGUGAUUCGUUGGAUGUCGAUUUCCAGAAAAGGAGUAGAAAAGAAUUGCUUCAUUUACGGUCCCGCAAAAUAGCUCAAUUCCAAUCACAACCGGAAUAUUCUCUGUUUGUGAAUCAAUCUGACAUAGACAUCAUGGAAGAUUUUAAAGAUCUAACAGAAAGUUUUAUUCAAGACAUGAUUGUGAAUUGUGGCUCUCAUAUUCCAAUUUCUUAUGUAUAUAGUUAUAUAAAAUCGAAAAAGAGUGAUAUUUCUUUUCAAAAUUAUUAUUUAAAAGAGUUGAUUAAGAAGAGGACAAGAACAAGAUUUUCCUACAAGGAUUACGGAAUUAUAUUCUGCUUGCUGUGUAAUGGAGCACAACCUUUUUCAACAUGUGAAUUAGACGACGAAAUAACAAUUUAUGAGAGAGUUCUACAGAUCAAUGAUGUAUAUUUGAUUGAACUAUUCAAAUGUUUCAUUAAUCCUCAAGACGUUCCAUGUGAGAAGUCUCUGAAAUUAAUUUUAAAUAAUUUCGUUGAUGAUGAAGAUUCCUUUUUGCGUCGACACACACCCUUGCACAUGGCAGCCACAUUGCCAAAUGCGAACGUAACAAUCACUCUUUUGAACAAGAAAUUAUGUUGUGAGGAGAAAACCACAAACGAGGAAACACCGAUAUUCUUUGCUGUGAAAAACAACCAGAUGGAACAAGUGAAAACCCUUCUGAAAUACGGAGCCAACCUCAGAGCGAGGGACAUAAACAGCAAUACAGUACUUCAUGCAUUAUGUUCUGAAGAAGGAGAGAUUAAUAUCGAACUGUUAGAAUUUUUAUUAAAUGUCGGUUGUGACCCGAAUUCAUUUGGCAAAAAUUCGUGUACCCCUUUACAGAUGCUUGCUGAAAAUGGAAGAAUAAAUAAUGCAUUGGAGUGUGCAGAAUUACUGAUCAGAAGAGGAGCUGAUGUCAAUUUGCAAAACCUUCACGGCGACACAGUUCUGCAUACAUUAUCCUACUCUUGUGACGAAUCCCAGUUCAUUCUCUUUCUCGAAUUACUGUUGAAGAGUAAAGCUGACACGAAUAUAGUCAAUCAUGACAACAAAACAUUUUUGGAUGAAUUAUUAAUGGACUGCUGCCAUUCUAGACGACAUACUAUUUUGAAACAUCUGAUUUUGUUAGAUAUCAAUGGAAAAUAUCAAUUCUGUGUUAAUCCAAUUCAUUGUGAUUCGUUGGAUGUCGAUUUCCAGAAAAGGAGUAGAAAAGAAUUGCUUCAUUUACGGUCCCGCAAAAUAGCUCAAUUCCAAUCACAACCGGAAUAUUCUCUGGUGAGAAUACUAAGUUCGACUGUAAGGGAAGUGUCCAGAUUGUGUUGGAAUCAAACAUUGAUAACAGCCAUGUCUGAAUUCAAGGAAAGAAAAUUCCCAAUUUACGGUCGUGAACUCAAAUGCAAAUUUGAAGCUGGGUUAAGACUAUUCCUGGAACAACAAGCAGCUCAUGAAUUUUUCACUGUCGUCUCUAAAGGAAAGCUCAAUUAUUAUACCAUAAUCGAAAUUUUAAAAUACAUACCAGUACAAGAAGUGGAGUUGAUUAAGAAGAGGACAAGAACAAGAUUUUCCUACAAGGAUUACGGAAUUAUAUUCUGCUUGCUGUGUAAUGGAGCACAACCCUUUUCAACAUGUGAAUUAGACGACGAAAUAACAAUUUAUGAGAGAGUUCUACAGAUCAAUGAUGUAUAUUUGAUUGAACUAUUCAAAUGUUUCAUUAAUCCUCAAGACGUUCCAUGUGAGAAGUCUCUGAAAUUAAUUUUAAAUAAUUUCGUUGAUGAUGAAGAUUCCUUUUUGCGUCGACACACACCCUUGCACAUGGCAGCCACAUUGCCAAAUGCGAACGUAACAAUCACUCUUUUGAACAAGAAAUUAUGUUGUGAGGAGAAAACCACAAACGAGGAAACACCGAUAUUCUUUGCUGUGAAAAACAACCAGAUGGAACAAGUGAAAACCCUUCUGAAAUACGGAGCCAACCUCAGAGCGAGGGACAUAAACAGCAAUACAGUACUUCAUGCAUUAUGUUCUGAAGAAGGAGAGAUUAAUAUCGAACUGUUAGAAUUUUUAUUAAAUGUCGGUUGUGACCCGAAUUCAUUUGGCAAAAAUUCGUGUACCCCUUUACAGAUGCUUGCUGAAAAUGGAAGAAUAAAUAAUGCAUUGGAGUGUGCAGAAUUACUGAUCAGAAGAGGAGCUGAUGUCAAUUUGCAAAACCUUCACGGCGACACAGUUCUGCAUACAUUAUCCUACUCUUGUGACGAAUCCCAGUUCAUUCUCUUUCUCGAGUUACUGUUGAAGAGUAAAGCUGACACGAAUAUAGUCAAUCAUGACAACAAAACAUUUUUGGAUGAAUUAUUAUUGGACUGCUGCCAUUCUAGACGACAUACUAUUUUGAAACAUCUGAUUUUGUUAGAUAUCAAUGGAAAAUAUCAAUUCUGUGUUAAUCCAAUUCAUUGUGAUUCGUUGGAUGUCGAUUUCCAGAAAAGGAGUAGAAAAGAAUUGCUUCAUUUACGGUCCCGCAAAAUAGCUCAAUUCCAAUCACAACCGGAAUAUUCUCUGGUGAGAAUACUAAGUUCGACUGUAAGGGAAGUGUCCAGAUUGUGUUGGAAUCAAACAUUGAUAACAGCCAUGUCUGAAUUCAAGGAAAGAAAAUUCCCAAUUUACGGUCGUGAACUCAAAUGCAAAUUUGAAGCUGGGUUAAGACUAUUCCUGGAACAACAAGCAGCGCAUGAAUUUUUCACUGUCGUCUCUAAAGGAAAGCUCAAUUAUUAUACCAUAAUCGAAAUUUUAAAAUACAUACCAGUACAAGAAGUGGAGUUGGUUAAGAAGAGGACAAGAACAAGAUUUUCCUACAAGGAUUACGGAAUUAUAUUCUGCUUGCUGUGUAAUGGAGCACAACCUUUUUCAACAUGUGAAUUAGACGACGAAAUAACAAUUUAUGAGAGAGUUCUACAGAUCAAUGAUGUAUAUUUGAUUGAACUAUUCAAAUGUUUCAUUAAUCCUCAAGACGUUCCAUGUGAGAAGUCUCUGAAAUUAAUUUUAAAUAAUUUCGUUGAUGAUGAAGAUUCCUUUUUGCGUCGACACACACCCUUGCACAUGGCAGCCACAUUGCCAAAUGCGAACGUAACAAUCACUCUUUUGAACAAGAAAUUAUGUUGUGAGGAGAAAACCACAAACGAGGAAACACCGAUAUUCUUUGCUGUGAAAAACAACCAGAUGGAACAAGUGAAAACCCUUCUGAAAUACGGAGCCAACCUCAGAGCGAGGGACAUAAACAGCAAUACAGUACUUCAUGCAUUAUGUUCUGAAGAAGGAGAGAUUAAUAUCGAACUGUUAGAAUUUUUAUUAAAUGUCGGUUGUGACCCGAAUUCAUUUGGCAAAAAUUCGUGUACCCCUUUACAGAUGCUUGCUGAAAAUGGAAGAAUAAAUAAUGCAUUGGAGUGUGCAGAAUUACUGAUCAGAAGAGGAGCUGAUGUCAAUUUGCAAAACCUUCACGGCGACACAGUUCUGCAUACAUUAUCCUACUCUUGUGACGAAUCCCAGUUCAUUCUCUUUCUCGAAUUACUGUUGAAGAGUAAAGCUGACACGAAUAUAGUCAAUCAUGACAACAAAACAUUUUUGGAUGAAUUAUUAAUGGACUGCUGCCAUUCUAGACGACAUACUAUUUUGAAACAUCUGAUUUUGUUAGAUAUCAAUGGAAAAUAUCAAUUCUGUGUUAAUCCAAUUCAUUGUGAUUCGUUGGAUGUCGAUUUCCAGAAAAGGAGUAGAAAAGAAUUGCUUCAUUUACGGUCCCGCAAAAUAGCUCAAUUCCAAUCACAACCGGAAUAUUCUCUGGUGAGAAUACUAAGUUCGACUGUAAGGGAAGUGUCCAGAUUGUGUUGGAAUCAAACAUUGAUAACAGCCAUGUCUGAAUUCAAGGAAAGAAAAUUCCCAAUUUACGGUCGUGAACUCAAAUGCAAAUUUGAAGCUGGGUUAAGACUAUUCCUGGAACAACAAGCAGCUCCUGAAUUUUUCACUGUCGUCUCUAAAGGAAAGCUCAAUUAUUAUACCAUAAUCGAAAUUUUAAAAUACAUACCAGUACAAGAAGUGGGCAAAUGUUCAUUGACCUCGACCUAG